AUGCAAUUCUCCGUCUUCACCAUCCUCCCCCUCCUCCUCUCCUCCGCCGCCGCGGCAGCCCUAGACACCGCAGAAGUCCGAGAAGCCCGCUCUCUCGACCAAUCCUCCUCGCCUAACAAUGUCGGCGGUGGUUUACUGCCCAGAAGAGUCGAGUGCGACUGCUGCAGAGCGAAGGGGUCCGGAUAUUGCUGGUACAAGGAAGCGAAUGUUCAUUUGCUGGAAACCACGCACCGCUAA
Messenger RNA from Colletotrichum abscissum, 237 nucleotides. RefSeq lists its product as uncharacterized. The transcript has 2 exons. The record is from RefSeq and is a predicted model, not a curated record. NCBI's taxonomy places the organism in Eukaryota, Fungi, Ascomycota, Sordariomycetes, Glomerellales, Glomerellaceae. The coding region runs from base 1 to 237 and encodes 78 amino acids.